UAUUGAACACUGUCAUCUCUACUAGGUAUAAAUUCACGUGCGAUUCAGUCCAUUUCAACUGUUCAUCAUGAAGAUCUUCCAUCGUAUUCUUGGGAUGUCCGUGCUGGUAUCCGUACUUGCGGACGCUGGUGCAGAGUUGCAGGAGGAAACUAUUGUUUGGCCACAAGAUUCAAACAACCCUGGCAGAGGCACAACUUCUUGGAAAAUUCAAACAGGUGUUUUGGAAUCAGAAGCGGAUCUAAACGAAAGGCAUGCCACAUACGACAGAAAAAUACUAGCGAUUCUCAUUGCCAGUGAAUCAAAACUCGAAAAUCCGGAUUAUAUUAUGGGUAUGAAGGUGAAAGCUGCGACUGAAUUUGCAAGCCACAAUGUUGAAAAUGGAGUUUUCUUAACUCUCAGAACAGAAGCUCUCCCUAAAGGAAGUCCAACUAAAAAUGACCGACUCCUUGAGGAUCUUUGGUUCGACUGGAAAGAUAAGGUCCAACUUGUCAUUGUUUCUGAUAAAGCUGACCAUGAAAUGAGAUCUUCAAAAUAUAAAGGCAAAGAAAUUUACACCUUGAUCCACGACUUCGAGCCGGAGUGUACGAAAACCUGGAAAGGUGUAACGGAUUCAUGUUUGGAAAUGUACAAGAGAUCGACAACGUUAUUGAUCGAGCAAAGAUCUCAACGUCAAUACGUUUGGAACGUCAUGCUCAUAGUUCAUGUGGAUGACCUAGGGGAGGAUUAUCUAAAAGGACUCUGUCCAAAUCGAAGAGAGCCGCAUCAUUAUCCUAUGGUGUACCACGACAAAUUUGGAGCGACGCAGGUGGAGGAUGUAAUUGGUGGAUAUUCGAAUGGGGGACCUGAAGAUCCUAUCAUAUGGCCAUGCCAUGUCCAGGAAUAAGCCAGUCCAUGGAAACGCAGCACUCACUUGGGUAGACAAACUCUUGUAACGUACAUGCAAUCAAAUAUAGAACUAUGUUUCACUA
Messenger RNA from Macrosteles quadrilineatus (aster leafhopper), 968 nucleotides. RefSeq lists its product as uncharacterized. Lineage: Eukaryota; Metazoa; Arthropoda; Insecta; Hemiptera; Cicadellidae. The transcript is spliced from 11 exons. The record is from RefSeq and is a predicted model, not a curated record. Bases 68 to 883 code for a protein of 271 amino acids.